This is a messenger RNA of Penicillium maclennaniae, 276 nucleotides long. RefSeq lists its product as uncharacterized. The transcript has a single exon. NCBI's taxonomy places the organism in Eukaryota, Fungi, Ascomycota, Eurotiomycetes, Eurotiales, Aspergillaceae. The coding region runs from base 1 to 276 and encodes 91 amino acids. The record is from RefSeq and is a predicted model, not a curated record.
AUGGCGGUUGCACUCCUUGACGGCGUUGAUGUAUGGCCUCAGAUUCCGGCUGGUGAGGAUCAAAGCCCAGGCGCGAGCAAGGGACGGCCCCCUCACAGCGGUACCACUAUGACCCCAUCCACUCCCACUCCUACCCCUUCCGUCGCCCCUAUGUAUACACCCACGCCUGCGUCAACCUCCACGCUUCAUCCUCCUAGCUACACUUCCAGCCCAGCUAUUCUCCUUAGCCCAGCUAUUCUCCACAGCGUAGCUAUUCCCCACAGCCCAGCUCUGUAG